CGACAUUUUUGUUUCACAUAAAAGAUCCAGAUAAAAUGGUUCCUUGUCCAAGGUUUCUAGUUAUGAGUUCGCUCUUCAACAUGAUUCUUCUUCUUGUGCUUUCAGCACUCAUUUCAACAGAUAUUAGUGUUUGGGCUCAGACUGGGGAACCUCAAGUUUCAGAGGAGGUUAAAGAAGAAACUACGAUGAGUUGUUGUCCUACAGAUUCAUGGGGUAAACUAGAGGUUGAAGGAUACGAACCUAAGGGUGUAAUAGAGAAGGUUGGCGACCUGGAAAUGUACAGGGUUGGGGAGGGGGAGAAGUGCAUCAUCUGGAAUUAUGAUAUCUUUGGAAUCAAUAGCGGUAGAACGAAACAAACCGCUGAUCUGUUUGCUGAAUCUGGAUACAUGGUUAUUAUUCCAGACUACUACAGGAAUGGAGAUUUCCGGUCCCCAUGGGAUGCUGAUGUGGGAGAGUUUAUCAAGGAAAAAUCUAAUUGGGCAAGUUUAGAGAAAGAUUGGAAAGAAUCUAUUCUGCCAUAUGCAGAGUCUCAUGGUGCUAAAAGAUUUGGAACUUUAGGCACAUGCUGGGGAACCUAUGUUGGCAUGAGAUUGAGUGCUGAUCCGAAAAUGUUGGCCGGAGUUUCCUGGCAUCCCAGCCAUACACCAAUAAUCGGUAAACUAGGGGAGGAUAGUACGGAGAUCAUGAAAGCUGUUCAGUGCCCCCAGUUAAUUAUGCCCGCAGCAACAGAUCCAGUGGCAGAUAAGACUGGAGGUGAACAUGUUCAGAUCCUUGAAGAGGGAGCAGGCGUUGAAGUUAUUGAGUUCCCAGAUAUGCAGCAUGGAUGGACAGUCAGGGGAGAUAUGUCUGAUCCUAAAGUAAAAAGCCUGACAUGCGCCAAUGCACAUUUAAGCAACCGAAUGAGGAGAAGAAAAUUGCCAGAAUUCAAUCAAAACAAAGGAUGUUCUGAAGGCAAUCAAAGAAACAAUGGAGUUCUUCAAAAAGCAUCUGUAAUUUAUUCAGCGCGCACUGACACUGUACAGUGUACAUCAUGCUGCAGUACACUGUAAUUAUUAUACAGAGCAAUAUUAAAUUAUUCAACAUUGCAUUAAUGUACCAAACUCAAGUAUAUAAAAUACAAUACAUCUUGAUAUUUUUAUAGAGAUGGAAUCACA
Eurytemora carolleeae is the source of this 1154-nucleotide messenger RNA. RefSeq names its product hydrolase tropI. The transcript has 12 exons. Lineage: Eukaryota; Metazoa; Arthropoda; Copepoda; Calanoida; Temoridae. Gene Ontology annotation, molecular function: hydrolase activity. The record is from RefSeq and is a predicted model, not a curated record. The coding region runs from base 36 to 1049 and encodes 337 amino acids.